This is a messenger RNA of Rotaria sordida, 1065 nucleotides long. Lineage: Eukaryota; Metazoa; Rotifera; Eurotatoria; Philodinida; Philodinidae. The record is from the annotation of a GenBank genome assembly.
AUGCAUCUUGAUUAUAUCAUUAAACUACCUGAUCAUGAUUUUAUUACAGCAUCUCGUCAUCAAUUAACUUCAAGUGUAUAUGCUGCAUGCUUGAUCAAUAAUGUUGGAGAUGUUGGUUAUUCAGGUUCAACAUAUAUUGCUAUUCGUUCGACUAAAUAUAAUAAAAGUAUAUCAGCUAAUCCACGAGAUGAUUUUAAUCGUUUGGUCAAGUUACAAGAAUUUAAUACGGCUGCACUUGAUUCUUCAAAUAAAGUUAAACCUAUUGUUAUUAUUACCGUCGAUGGUGGACCAGAUGAAAAUCCUCGUUUCCCAAAAACACUUGCUUCAUCAAUUGAUAUAUUCAAAAUCCAUAGUCCUGAUGCAUUGUUAGUACUUACUUAUGCACCUGGUCAAUCAGCAUUUAAUACCAUCAGGCGUCGCAUGGCGCCAUUAUCUCAUGAUUUAUCUGGUCUUAUCUUACCUAAUGAUCACUUUGCUGAUGAAGUACUUGCUGAAGUUUGGUCAAAUACAGUUAUUGAUUCUCAUCCUGUGGUUGCUUAUUAUGUGAAUUCAUCUUUUACUUCACAAGUAUCUUUAAAUAUUGAUGAAAGUUGGUGUGGUCGUCAUGUAUUACAAUCACAAUAUACAUUACAAAUUGUUCGUUGUGAUUCAAAAGAUUGUUGUAGUGAGUGGCUUUCAAAUUUUUUUCAAGUAUUUCCGCAACGUUUUUCGCCACCACCUGUUCCACUCGCACAAGGCUCAUUGGGUCUUGUAAUUGCUGCGAAUGAUUCAGAACAAGAUCGAUUAUAUGGCUCAUUAUUUCAACGUUUGCAACUGAGUAAACUUAUUCACAAGGAAUCAAAUUCUUCAUCAAUUCCAUUUGAUUAUCUUUGUACAUCAGUUAAACAAUCAAUUUUAAAACGAGCAUGUAAAAUAUACAACAAAUAUUUUCCUAGUACGGAAAGAAGAAAAACCCAGUGCAAAACACAUAAGUCAAAAAUAAUAAUUAUUGAUACAGAAAUCUCAUCCAGUGAUGAAGAUAAAAAUGAACGUCAUGAAUCAAAAUUACAAUCAAUUAACAAAUAA